UCAAUUUGGGGCACAACAUGCACUAACGCAUAGCGUAAAGUCAUGUAAAGCAGUCCUUACACAAUUCACUCCAAACAAACCUCUAGAAAAGGCUCUUAUAUUAGCUUUUAGUGUUCUUGUUCUUGUAUCUUCCUUCUCAUGUGCUUUUCUUGUCAUCCAUAAGUUAUCUUCAACAUAGAGAGAGAAUAAGGGCGGAUCAGAGUCUUACAAAUAGAUAGCAAGAGAGAACAAGAAGGAAAAUAACGCACCAAGAAAAGAAGUGAUGGAGAGGAAGGUGGUGGUGAUUUGUAUAUUGGUGAUCUUCCUUAGCCUCCUCUCUGCUGGACUUGCUUUUGCGGCUGAGAUCACUAAGAUACAGGUUUCUGGUACUGUCACAAUGGAGGAUGGUCGAUGUGGAUACCCAAGCACUCCAGCUUCCCUUUUAGGGAUGCUUUCUACUCUAUUUUUCUUGUUAGCUCAUAUAGGAAUUUAUACAGCAGCCGGAUGCAUAUGUUGCAAAAUCCAACAUAGUCAUCCUAACUUGAAGUGGAUAAUAGGGUUAAUCUGCUUCACUCUAUCCUGGUUGGCUUUCUUACCAGCAACAUUGCUACUGCUUCAUGGUGCGUUCUUGAAUGACCAAGGGUACAAGGUCGGCACUAACUCCUACUUGGAGCCUGCAUGUGGGGGUACUAGUGAUGGCGUGUUUCCUAGUGGUGGAAUACUAGUUCUCGCUUGCAAUUUCCUUGCCAUAGGCUACUACCUCGCUCUGCGCCCAAUAAAGGGCAUCCUCCCAAUUGGGGAGCACCAAAUGCGAGGCAGCUACGAGAUCGCCAUGGGCCAACCACAGUUUCCGCCACCACUAGAGAUAUUACAAGUGUAG
Molecule: messenger RNA, 859 nt
Organism: Panicum hallii
Lineage: Eukaryota; Viridiplantae; Streptophyta; Magnoliopsida; Poales; Poaceae
Exons: 3
Coding region: 263-859 (198 amino acids)
Source: RefSeq, a predicted model, not a curated record